GUGGUAAACCAUGUAAAAUAAUAGGACAUCCGGCGUUGACGCAUUUAUAUAGAUGCUCAAUCGAAAUUUGAGUUAUAGGUGUAUUGGGUGUUAUCGUUAAAAUGGUAAAAGCAAAGAAAUUUGUGCUGCGACAUAUUUUUGAGGGCCUACCUAAGCCUACCGAUGUCGAAAUUGUGGAGGAAGAAUUACCAUGCAUACAACAUGGAGAAUUUUUAAUGGAAACACUGUUUCUUUCGGUCGAUCCGUACAUCAGGGCAUUCGAGCAAACAGUUGGAGAUGUGGUAAUUGGUAAACAAGUAGCAAAAAUAAUAGAAAGCAAAUCAAGGAGGUAUCCGGUUGGUAAGUAUGUGGUCAACCACUUCGGCUGGAGAACGUAUACCAUCGCCAAAGAUAUUCCUGCGCCCGAAGGAAUUCUGCCCGAUUUUGGCAAUGUUCCUCUAUCACUGGCACUUGGUAUGUUGGGGAUGACAGGAAAUACGGCAUAUUUUGGAUUUUUGGAAAAGUGUAAACCGAAAAGGGGAGAUGUUGUCGUGAUAAGUGGUGCUGCUGGAGCUGUAGGUAGUCACGUUGGUCAAAUUGCUAAAAUAUUUGGGUGUAAAGUGAUUGGAAUUAUGGGAAGCGACGCAAAGGGGAAAUAUGUAACUGAAGAAUUGUGCUUCGAUCAUUUCAUUAACUACAAGAAGGGAACAAUAAAGGAAGACCUGAAUAAGUUUGCACCCAAAGGUGUCAACUGCUAUUUUGACGGGGUCGGUGGCGAAUUGAGUAGCACCAUUAUUCAUUCGAUGGCACCACACGGACGAAUCGCUGUUGUUGGAACGGCCUCAGAAUACAACGAUGACCCAACCAAGUUACCCAAAGUCACCCCAGUACAAAGUGCUUUCGUGGGAAAACUACUUCAAAUGGAAGGCUUUCAAGUAUACGAAUACGCUCCACGUUGGAAUGAAGGCAUUGAGCAGAAUCUUAAAUGGAUUCAACAAGGCCAGUUAAAAUACAAAGAGACCAUCACGGAAGGCUUCGAAAAUACAUUUAAGGCGUUUGUUGACAUGCUCCAAGGAAAGCACACCGGUAAAGCUAUAAUAAAGGUGUAAAUGUCUUCAGUGUAACUCACUCAAUCGCGCAAAUAAAAAGAAAAUGUCUGUCUAA
Photinus pyralis (common eastern firefly) is the source of this 1143-nucleotide messenger RNA. Its product is annotated as prostaglandin reductase 1-like. Gene Ontology annotation, molecular function: 2-alkenal reductase [NAD(P)H] activity; 15-oxoprostaglandin 13-reductase [NAD(P)+] activity. The record is from RefSeq and is a predicted model, not a curated record. NCBI's taxonomy places the organism in Eukaryota, Metazoa, Arthropoda, Insecta, Coleoptera, Lampyridae. Gene Ontology annotation, cellular component: cytoplasm. Gene Ontology annotation, biological process: prostaglandin metabolic process. The coding region runs from base 102 to 1088 and encodes 328 amino acids. The transcript has 6 exons.